Molecule: messenger RNA, 2689 nt
Organism: Centruroides sculpturatus (bark scorpion)
Lineage: Eukaryota; Metazoa; Arthropoda; Arachnida; Scorpiones; Buthidae
Exons: 6
Coding region: 48-1328 (426 amino acids)
Biological process (GO): cell-cell adhesion
Cellular component (GO): plasma membrane
Source: RefSeq, a predicted model, not a curated record
UUAUUCUCAAUCAUUAAAACUUUUGUUUUUAGUCUAUCUUUCAGUUGAUGGAAGUUCAACAAUCAGAAUUUUAUCGUUUAUUUUCAUUGGGAUUUAUUCCAGAUGCUCUAGUAGAAAUGAAACAGGAUCCAUUAUUUGCACUAAAGACAUUCUCACAGUUAAUACCAUUUAUUAAACAGUUACUAGAUGAUGAUGAUAAAACUCUUUCCUUACUAAAUUCAGCAUUUAAUUAUUAUAAAAGCUUAGAGAUAUCAAAUCUCUUAUCUGAUGAAAGAAAUUUACCAAAUAAAUUAAAGAAUUCUCCAUAUUCUACAAUUAAUCUUGCUAUUCAUAGUCUAAAUCUUCACUUAAGAGCUGCUUUGAAAAGAGUUUGGGAUGCAGAAUUGUUAAUGGAACAAAUUGAACAAGAUGUGAAUGAAGAAACAAGAUCACAGAUUGAUGCAGUUUUAAAUCCUUGUCUGAAUGAAGUAAAAUCUGAAUUAGAUGCAGGUAAAGAAUGCUUAGCUGAAACUGAAGAACAACUAAAUCUUUUAACAGGAAGAAAAUUGCCAGUAGAUAAUUUACACAUUAUUCCUCCAACAAAAUGCCAUUUUCCAGAACAAGAAUGCAAAAUUACUCAUUUAAUUGAGUUAGAUGAACCUGUUAUACAUGAUCAGGUAUUUGAAGCAUAUACAGAUAGAAUAGAAAUGGGGAGAUCUGAAUUGGAAGAUAAUGAAAUAUAUACAAAAGAAGAGAAGAUAAGAAUACAGAAAGAAAGAGAAGCUUCUGUGCACCUGCUGAAAGAAUUAAGAUCAGUUCUUGUAACAAAAGCUGAAGAACAUAAGUUAAGAGAAGAAAAGGCUUUAGGCAUUGUUCAAGUCAAAAAAUUAAAUCUUACAGAAAUAGAACAGUCUGAAUUGAGUAAAAGUUUACAGCAUACAAAAGAAAAAGUACAUUCUGAAGAUCAAAUGUUAGAAGAAAAUAGUAGUGAAGGAUCACAUCAAGGAAAUCACACAGAUAAAAGUAUUGAAACUUUGAAAGAAAAUGAUGAAAUUGAAAGAUGGGAGCUAUUAACUGAAAAGGAAUUAAAUUCAUCUGAAAGUGAUAAAAAUGAUGACAAAUCAAAAAGUGAAAAUGGUGAUGAUAAUAAUAAACAUGAAGUUAAAAAUAAUGAAACAUCUAUAGAUGUUAAUUAUACUAGUGUAGAUGCUUCAUUUGCUUCUUCAGUUGCUGCACUUGCUGCUGCAAGAUGUAGAAAUUUAGGACUUCAAAUGCAAACAUUUUCAACAAAAGAAACUGAAGAGUGCUAUGGUGAUGGUGGUGAUGAUGAUGGUGAUGAUAGCAAUUAAUUACAGAAAAAAUAUACAUAUUUCAUAUUUAAUAUAUACAAUUUUAUAGAAAAAUACCUUUGAAAAUUUCAAAAUUUUAAAAAUAUUUUCAUAUAAAAGCAAUAUUGUACACUAAAGCAAUGUUAAUUAAACUAAAGCCCAAAACAAAUUUUAAGAAUUAACAUGAAAUUAUAUUUUAUUUAUUAGUCAAUAAAUAUUAUUUUAUUAACUGUUUCAUAAAUUUUUUAUAGUUUGUUAAAAUGAUCAAAUUGCUGUGAUGAAUUAUGAUGCUUUAGAAUUUUAGACUUCCCGGGUGAACAAAACAAUCAUAAGGAAUCAUGUCACUGAGUUUAUGCAAGGUAUUCAUCCCUAAAGGUUUGGUUAUGUCAUUCCAGUUAGUUUAGACACAACCACAAAAGGGACACCAAUUUUUUUCAGUUGUGGCUGAAUAGCUGAGCCCAUGAUGGGUAUUAGUGCUAUAAGGUAGAGAGAAGUUUCAAAAAAACAAAAAAAAAUCCAAAUUGUUGUGAAAAAAUUUAAUAGGAUUGGAAAUAAUUAAAAAAUAAUAAUAUAGAAAAUAUGUAAUAUAUUAUUGAUUAUUACUAAAUUUUCCAUAGCCUACGAAGUUAAGAACUUACUAGAAAUAAUUUGUGUUUUACCUUAUAAUUCUAGAUUAGUUUUCUAGAUGUUCAGCUACAUAUAGGAAAAAUAGCAUAGGUGCUACUAUUAGCAAAAAUAAAUUUCUAACAUUUGAGUAACAGAUCAGAACAUAUAAAUACAUAUAUCAAAACAAAUUAAAUAUAUUGAUAGAAUGACUAAAGAUAUAUUUAAACCAUGCUAACGAAAACUGAUACCUAAAAUAGCAUUAACAGUUAUACUGUAUAACUAAAGAAUGAGUAAUUAUUCAGUUAAAUGUAACUCAAGAAAUAUUUGUUCUUUAAUUAUUUAACUUGAAUGAUGAUGAUUUAGUGAAACAGCUUCUCAACAGUUAAAUAAUCAAAUUAAAGAAUGAGUUUCUCUUGAGUGUUUUUGCUUAGUAAAUAAAAUAUUUAAUAAGCCAACAACUAAAAUAUUUAAUUCAAAUAUAUUUUACUAUUAAUUGCAUGCUUCUUGUCAUUAAUUACUUGCAUAAACAUAAGAUGUAAUCCUGGAACAGGAUUAGGUUACAUUAAAGGUGUUUUACCUAAAAAUUGUGAUUCACUUUUCUCAACAUAACAAGUCCUAGUUCAUAAGAAUAUCCAAAGUGGACAAAGACAUAAUAUAUAUAUUUUACUUUAUUUUGAUGAUGAUGACAUUCUUAUUUAACUUUUUUCCCCGUGUAAGAAUUUUUGCAUUUGUAAAGAUUUUUCUGAAUCAGAAGGAAUAUUUUAAUUGGUUUAGUU